AUGUCUAGCAAAGAAGUCACUCCUGUCGAUGGCCAGUACCUCCCAAGUAGCUCCAACAGCUCAAAGGCGGAGGAUGUCGGCACCACAACAGUUAUCAGGUCUGAUGCUCUCGAGGCCUUGAGAAAUCGAGUCUCGGGCGGUGAUGCAACUUUUGACCAGACUGAGGAUCCGCGCUAUUACAAGCCUAUAGAUACUUAUGAGGGUAUUCACCGAUGGGAUCCGGAAUUUGAGUGGGAGGAAUGGGAGGAAAAGAAGCUUGUUCGAAAGAUCGACUUGCGAAUCAUGACAUUUGCAUGCUUGACAUUCUUCGCUCUACAGCUAGACCGAGGAAACCUCGUCCAAGCCACUUCGGACAACAUGUUAAGUGACCUGGGUCUUACAACCAAUAACUACAACACCGGAAACACGAUUUUCUUGGUAUGCUUCCUUUUUGCGGAAUUGCCGUCACAACUCAUUUCGAAACGACUUGGACCCGAUCGCUGGAUUCCGAUUCAGAUGGUGUCUUGGAGUUUGAUUGCUUCUUGCCAGGCUUUUCUCACUGGUCGUUCGACUUUUUAUGCUACUCGAGCUUUGUUGGGCUUGUUUGAAGGUGGAUUUAUUCCCGACACAAUUCUCUUCCUAUCAUACUGGUACAAAUCAAAAGAACUACCCGUCCGACUCAGCUUCUUCUGGUCCGCAUACGAACUAACAGCCAUCAUCGGCGCCUUUCUCGCCUAUGGAUUCCUGCACAUCCACACCAGCACCGGUACAGGUCAAUGGCGCUACCUAUUCGCCCUUGAAGGCCUCAUAACUGGAGUCAUCGGAAUAUUUGCUGCAUUCUACAUGCCUGCCUCCCCGACACAAACAGCAGGACGCUUCCGGGGUAAAAAUGGGUGGUUCUCCGAACGCGAAGAGAAAAUCAUGGUCAACAGAGUUAUUCGCGAUGACCCGAGUAAAGGUAGUAUGCACAACCGACAAGCCAUCACCCCAAAACUACUCAUCGAAGCUCUUUAUGACUACGACAUGUGGCCCAUCUACCUCGUGGGUCUGGUGUGGUUGAUCCCCACGAAUCCAGUCAACUCCUAUCUGAGUCUGGAGUUGAGAUCCCUGGGUUUCAGCACUUUCCAUACUAAUUUGCUCACAAUCCCGGCGUACGUGAUCUUCAUCAUCAACCUAGGAUUAUUCACCUGGCUUUCGGAAAAACUGAAUCAGCGAUUGUUACUCGGCGCGUUUGCAGAAGUAUGGAAUUUGGCGAUGCUGAUUGCCCUCGAGACGAUGCCCAGACACGAAAGUGCAUGGGCUCGAUACGCUGUGUUGAUCUUGUUGAUUGGAAGUCCCUACAUGCAUGCGGCGAUUGUGGCCAUGACUUCACGAAAUUCAGGUUCUGUGCGAACUCGUACCGUAGCAUCAGCCGUGUAUAACAUGACGGUUCAAACGAGUAGUAUUAUUGGAGCAAAUAUAUACCGCAGCAACGACGCACCACUUUACCUCAAAGGAAACAAAGUCCUCAUCGGUAUCGCUUCUUUGAGUUUAUUCUUGUUCUUAUUUGCCAAAAUAUACUAUGAUUUGAAGAACUACUACCGAGCACGGAAAUGGAAUGCAAUGAGUAGCGAGGAACGAGAUGCAUACCUUGCUGCUAAUAAAGACAGUGGAAAUAAGAGACUUGACUUUAGAUUCGUUUCAUAGACACGGGACGAGUGAAUAGAGGUUUUGUUGUACAUAGUAUGUACGGAGGGUGUAUAUUGAUAGAUCUGCUUUGGAAUAGACCCUUUUGACGAGAUAUAUAUCAUGUUUUGACUAGAUGUAGAAUUUAGAUUAUGAAGUCAUACAUAUUCAUGUACAUGGAUGGUCUAGUUACCUUCUUCGUAUCUCGUGAAAAGUGGCUAAUCUGAAACAGUUCACUGGUUUCUUUAUGGAUGUCGUACU
Talaromyces stipitatus ATCC 10500 is the source of this 1905-nucleotide messenger RNA. Its product is annotated as transporter, putative. The transcript has 6 exons. The record is from RefSeq and is a predicted model, not a curated record. Gene Ontology annotation, cellular component: membrane. Gene Ontology annotation, biological process: transmembrane transport. Lineage: Eukaryota; Fungi; Ascomycota; Eurotiomycetes; Eurotiales; Trichocomaceae. The coding region runs from base 1 to 1665 and encodes 554 amino acids. Gene Ontology annotation, molecular function: sulfate transmembrane transporter activity.